Eufriesea mexicana is the source of this 720-nucleotide messenger RNA. RefSeq names its product zinc finger CW-type PWWP domain protein 1-like. Lineage: Eukaryota; Metazoa; Arthropoda; Insecta; Hymenoptera; Apidae. The transcript has 3 exons. The coding region runs from base 28 to 720 and encodes 230 amino acids. Gene Ontology annotation, cellular component: nucleus. The record is from RefSeq and is a predicted model, not a curated record.
UUUUCUUUGUCAUUUUAUGUUGUAUGCAUGUGUGCACGUGUGUGUGUAUGUGUGUAUAUAUAUAUAUAUACACAUGAGCAUUUAAUAUCAUUAUAUGGGUCCACAGAUAAAUCAAUAGCAUCCUGUGAUAUAUUAGAGAAUCCUAAGUCACUUGCCAUUAAGACUGACUUAAUUGAAAAUAAGUACAAUGCUGGUAGCAUUGUCUGGGCAUAUAUUAAAGAUUUUCCAUGGUGGCCAGGUAUAAUUAAUGAUUGUCCUGAAACCUUUACAUACUAUAAAUUGCCUAAAAAUUCUCUUAAACCUAUCAGAUACUAUGUUACAUUCUUUACUGAGGGAAAACUUGAAUGUGCCUGGAUUCAUAAGCGAAACAUUAAACCAUUUGUAUCACAUAAUUACAAUGAACUUAUUAAUGAGACAAAAUUUCAUGGCAUUGAUUACGAACAACGCUUACAGAAAGCCUAUAAUACUGCUGCAAAUGCACUUUCAUUAUCAAUUUUAGAAAGAUUAAAGCAAUUCAGUUUUGUGGCACAAUAUGAAAAAGAUCACGAUAUUAACAAUAAUUUAAGUCAAUCAAUUAACAAUAUCACAAAACCAGAUAUUCUAUCACAAGUGGAUACAAAUUCAGAUGAUGAAAUACCUUGUUCAAAUCCCAUUAGAAGGCAAUUUACGUUAAAAGAGUACUAUUUAGGAGUAUUGUGUAAAAGUCGAGAUACACUAUAA